CAUCGGGUCUCCAAGUACGCCUGCUAUCUGGUGGUGAGAAGAAGAUGGCGAAGCGCAAGUCGAUGAGCUCCAAGAUGGCUCAGCGGAAGAAGCCGGCGCCCAAGCUGGAGACCACCUUCUCCUGCCCAUUCUGCAACCACCCCGGCGGCGUGUCCUGCACCAUCGACCUCAAGCUCUUCGUCGCCACCGCCGUCUGCUACGUCUGCCAGGAGGUCUACCACACAACCGCGCACUACCUCACCGAGCCCGUCGACGUCUACCACGACUGGAUCGACGCCUGCGAGAUGGCCAACCAAGGCGUCGAACUCCAAGCCCUGGACUACCAGAAACCACAGCGGCGAGUCGGCAGCGACGACGACGACAACGAUGCCUGAUCGGUCGAGAUGGCUUUCAUGGAGAUCGAUAAAACCUCAACUUCAUCUUGAGUAGUUUGAUGUUAGAUCGUGUCUCUCGAGUUUCCGCGGGUUGGAGCGUGUACUUCUCCUCUACCUCUGCUGCUGCGUAAUCUGUAGCUCAUGAGUUCUGAUCAGACCCUGUACUGAAUCUGUGACUGGUGGUAUACAUUUGCCUUGUGAGCGAGAUAUACAUUUUAUGACAAAACUAGCUAGCUUUUAUGAGAAAAAUAAUUACACUGAUGAAUAAGAACAAAGAAAGAUACGCCAUCAAACAAACUAUUUGCGACUUUUUCAGAGUGAAAAUAGGUGAAAGAAAAACAAGA
This is a messenger RNA of Triticum aestivum (bread wheat), 718 nucleotides long. Its product is annotated as transcription elongation factor 1 homolog. NCBI's taxonomy places the organism in Eukaryota, Viridiplantae, Streptophyta, Magnoliopsida, Poales, Poaceae. The record is from RefSeq and is a predicted model, not a curated record. The transcript has a single exon. Gene Ontology annotation, molecular function: RNA polymerase II complex binding. Gene Ontology annotation, biological process: transcription elongation by RNA polymerase II. Bases 45 to 374 code for a protein of 109 amino acids. Gene Ontology annotation, cellular component: transcription elongation factor complex.